CUUAUGAUGUGUCAUUUGACAAGUAAGUGUUUACAUGUGGGAUUGUUAGUUUUUUUAGGCAAACACACAUAUUUAGUAAAAAUGCUAAUAAUUUACAGUAUAAAAAUUAUGACCGUUAAAGCCCACUGGAAAUUUUAUAUUAAAAAAUGUGACGUCCAAAGUUAUUUACAAAAAUAAUGCAUAGGCAAACAAGGAUUAUGUUUAACUAUUCUUAUAGUUUACAUUUCUUCUCAUAUAUCUAAACAUUUCAUUACCUAAUACUUUUUUUCUGUUAGGCCUAGGUUACAUUUUAUGUCUAUCAGUAAGAAAGUGCAUUGGUUUAACCUGGAAAGAGCUAGGAUAAGUUAAGAGAGAAAAUAAGAUAUUCCUCUAGUGAAAUGAUACAAAAAAGGUUUGGGUUUUUUUUCUCAAAGUGCCAGUUGGCUUUGUGAAAAGACUAAUCAUUGCAGAUUAGUGAAAUUUUUCUGUUCAAGAAAAGUAUGUAAAUUGUACUUAUUUAAUUUGAAUACUAGGACAAAUUAAGAUAUAAAAUAUGAAAUUAAAGAACAUGUUUUAAUGGUAAGACAGAUAACUAAAAAUGGUGGUAUUUCCUUGUUACUGUAUUUGAAUCAAAUGGAAAUACUGUGGCCUACUUUUCCCUUACUCUCCUGAACUCACCACAUUACUUGCUGUCACCUCCUCCUCCUCCGAACUAUUCCAAUCCCCUAUUGUCCUUAUGACCACUUCUGUUUGUAUUUAUUUUUUUCUUCCCCUGCGUAGAAAGAGAGCAAGUAGCGGAUCUAGACUUUGUGAGCCCCUAAUAUUUUGGAGAGGGCUGUUACUGCGUGUCUAAGGUGUGAGGAGUAUCCCCUGAGAAAAUCAAAUUUUGUAAUACAAACUAUUAAAACAAUGAUUUUAACUUAAAUUUUGAUGAUGGUUUUGUAAUUUAUCUUAACUUUAAUGGGGGUGAGGAGGGUUUAUGCUGCCACAUAAUAUAAAAUAACAAAACAAUUUUCAUUAAGACCCUGUCGCACUGUCAAAUAUUUUUUUGUCUAACUGUAUUCGACAAUAGAGUUGGAAGGAAAGUAUUGGACAGAAAAUGGCAUCCAAGUUUAUUUUUGGUCUGAGCUAUCAAAAACUUUUCAAUUUUAAUCUCAUUUUCAAAUGAAAUAAUGCAUCAUGGUGCUGGAUGGAAUUUUUGAAUUGGUUGUGUAUGCUAUAUGUGCAGUUAUAAUUUUUUUAAGAUGUAUGUAUAUUUAACUUAUAAUAAUAUUUGUUACAGUUAUUUUUUUAAAGAUGUAGAAACAUAAUUUCCUUUUUACACUUAUAUUAUUUAACAUAAAACUUUUAUAUUAACAUUUUUUAGUUAUUUCACUUUUAUAACCUCUGUAAUCACCCAUGUGUUAUCGCCAUGUUAAAGAUUCGUUGUGACUGAAACAAAUGUAAUUUUAGUUUUUGAUGGACAGAUUGUGAUUGACUGGUUGCAUCUAACAUCUAAGAUAUUUUAGAACUUAUCCUAUAUGUUAAAUAUUUGAUAGAAACUCAAUUCAUCCAACUUUUCUAACAAACAUAGCUGCGCCAGUGAUGUUUUUGGUGACGACAUAUCCCUUCAACUUUAUUUAACACAAAAUAUUAGAAGGUGUUGGAAGCGAAAAUUUUACAGUGUGACAGGACCUUUAUGAAAAAGUGUUUUUUGAACAAUAGUUUGUGAGGAUUAGUUACAAAUUUUCUCCAACAACUACUGCUUUUGGCUCGGGGUUUAGUUUAAAUUUCUGUUUAGGGGGGGGGGGGGGGGGCAGCUGACCCCCAUUGCACCCCUUUUGGAAAAAACCCUUCUGUCCUUCCUUCAGGAGCCCGCAUGUAACAUUGUGGCUAACUAAGAGACUGCAGCCACAUAGAGAAUAGUUUAGCAUCUGGUAAGUCGACAGUGUGUUUGCAUCCUGUUAGCUGCAAUCAUUUUAAUGGGAUGUGGCAUUUAUUCCCCCAUAUUUAAAUUUUUGCUUUAUUACUAAACCAAUGACUGCAAUCCCUAUUGUUUAUUGCUGUCUGCUUGUGAGAUUGUGUCAAAGAUGAGAAUAUUUUCACAGUAAUUUUUAUACAUUUUUGGCAGCACCAAAUUUGUGUUCUUUCUUAAUUUAGGUUUUUAUUAAAUUUACUGUAAUCAUAACUGAGAUGUCAUCAAAAUCUGUACCUACUAUAAUAAAACUGUAGAACCAUCAUGUCUGUAAUUUGGAAAUAUUUGGUAAAAGCUUAUUGCAGAUGAUGUAGGGAGUGUAAUAGAAUACAAUAACACUAUUUUUAAAAACUUUGUCUGUCUGAACAUGCUACUCUCCCAAACUACUAGUUGAAUUUUCAUGGGGUUUUACAGGUAACUUGUAGCUUGGUGCAACAUAUAGGCUUACUAGCUGCCCGAUCCGGCUUCGCACAGUUGUAUUAAUUGGGGGGGGGGGGGGGGGGAAAUGAGACCAAAUCUCUUAUUUACAGUUAUAAUAAAUGAAAUAAAAUGAAAAUUAAUUAAUUUUGACAAAAAUUUAAUACAAUGCUUUGUAAUGUACCGAAGAAAAAACGAAUAGCACCGAUGGUUUCCCGACUCUCGAGCACGCAACGUUGUCAUGGAGAUGAAGUGCCCACUGUUUCCCGGGCUUAAACACCAAUCAACAUUGAUGAUCAGUUUAUUAUUAAUAAUAAAUUUUUAAGACCAUUGAUCGAAAUAAAAACUACCCUAUCUCUCAAGUUGGAAAAAAUUACACAUAAAUGCCCAUUUUCAUCGAAAUCAGUUGACUUGGUGAAGGGGACCUUUUUAGAAAUCAGAUGUAGUUAGUAAUUGUCUUCUUAAUUUGAAUAAUUUAUAUCACUUUCAAAUCCCGACCGACUUUGUUCUACCAGUGUAUAGUUAUUUACCUGUAUAUAUCUAAAAAUUGGUGGUCUGUAUUUAAUGAGUGAUGAGGACUACACUAACAAUGAAAUAGUCGUUGCCAUGGAGACGAAUGAAGCAUCAACAAUGCUACAGCCGUUGCCGUGGUGAUUUUCUGCCAACUCAUACAUACAUCACAUUAGAAAACUAAAAUUAUAAGAUUAAGACCAUUAAUCGAAAUAAAAACUAUCCUAUCUCUCAAGUUGGAAAAUAUUACACCUAAAUGCCAAUUUUCAUCGAAAUCGGUUAAGUGGUUUAGGAGUCCAUUGAGGACAAACAUUGUGACACGAGAUUUAUAUAUAUUAAGAUAAGAUAUUAUCAAAAAUCAGCUUUUGGAAAGAAAAAAAAAGAUAUCUUACUUUAAAGUUUUAGGAGUCUUCUCAGCUUAGUACAGUUUAUAGAAAAGUCAAAAGAUGGAGCUUCAUUAGUUGAUUUUUAAAAGGCACUCACAGAUGUUUUUGAAUGUUUACCUCAGUGACACAAUCAUCACGGCUUAUUACAUGACAAACCAAUAUAUAGCAUUGUUAGUUUUUUUUUUUUUUUUUACUUCAGUGACAGAAGUAUUUUUGUAAGUUUAAGGCCAAGAUCCAUAGUUUUGCAGGCACGAGGGAAAUUAUUUAUCCCAUGAAUAGCACUGUCGGUAAAAAAAAAAAUGUAAAUUACAGCAUUAUAAAAUCAAGCUUUGAUUUUUGCAAUUGUGGUAGAAAAAAAUUUAUAAAAAAUUUAUUUGUUACUAAAUUUUAAUUAAGAAAUUUUUAAAACUAAGUAUUUCUAAUUUAUAAGAACUGUACACGGUCUUUAUUUUACAUACAAAUCAAAUUGAGUAUCCUUUACAAUUCCUGUAGGCCAAAACUGAAACAUUACGUACAUAAUUUAAAUAAUUUUAGUUUAAAACUUGUUAUUUAACGGACGCGUGUAGCUUUUGAAAUGGACGAAUGAUGUGUUAGUUCAGCAUUACGCCGCUAGAUGUCAGGCACGAUGAGUUUAGAGUUUGCCCGCUAGAUGUCCCAACUAUCGCAGAGGAGUUGUUGCGGGAAUAAAAUUUAUUUUAAACGUUCGACUUCAAAACUGGUUUCGGUGACAGUAAGUCAUUGUGUUUUGAAGAUAGAAAGAAGCCAAUUGACGAAAACUCUUCCAUUUCCUUCGAACUAUAUUGAGCAAUGAAAAAUUUAUUUCCUAAUAUUUCACAGAUGUGAUUUAACGAUACUCUGUAGAACUUUAAUUGUAAACAUUUUAUUAACUAUCAUGGCAAAAUUUAUUGUUUUUAUAAUAAUAGUCAUAUUGCGUGAAUCAAACGUGACCUAUUAUAUAAUAUACAUUCAAAAUAUAUUAUACAUAAUAAAAUUAGGUAUAUUUUCUGAAAGAAGCACUAGCAAAACUGUGUCAUACCAAUGUAGCAGUUGUGCGCUUACAAGCGUGCAGUGUUUGCUAACACAUUUUAAUUAUUUGGCUUCAAAAUCGCAUAAAUAUCUUUUCUUUAUUUUACUUUUGACAGCAACACGCGUCCUCUUUCGUCCCAUGGUCCGCUCUGUAUCAGGUCACGCAAUAUUUUGAAUGUUAUUGUAAUUUUGGCCAUUUAAAAUUUGUGAUUUUUGUGUAGUAAAGUAUUUUUUAAUUUUUAUAAUUUAAUUUUUUUUAUAUUUGGUUGGUUUUCUAAUGGUAUAUACCUUCCUUUAUUUCCUUUAAUAAACUCAUCUUUUACUACUGGAAUCUUUCCAUAAUAUCAAUACAAAUUUUCCCGGGGGAGGACCCCUCACCCCCCGCUUCAAUAGGGGGGGAUCGAUGAUUCUUUAUAAAAAGGUAUAUUGCCCCCCCUUUGGAAAUUUAGUUGUUGCGCCCCUGGAUUCAAGGCUAUUGAUGAUGAAUCAAUAGGAAUUUUUUGUAAAGCAUCUAAAACGAUUUGACACGAUUAAUCAAAAUAUAAUGUUGAAUAAAAACAUUAUUUUAACUGGGAAUAGUUUAAAAACACACCAAUUAUUUCAGUUUUAUCUUAAUGACAUCAAGCAUAUAGUACCCAUUCUGCUCAGCCUGAAUGAUGUAGGUCCACAUUGUCAAUUCUGAUAUCUAAACAGCAAAUAUCGGGGUUGCCCAAGGAAGCAUUGUCCUGUCCUAUUACUGAAUAGGGUACGUGAAUGUUGCGGAAGAAUCAGUAAAAACGUGUAUCUCAUUAGCUUUGCGGAUGACGCCCACAUAAUUCCUUAAAAAAAAAAAACAAAUAUUCUCAAAUGUACGAAAGUUUGUUUCAGAGAAACGUUUUAGAUACUAGUUAGAUUUUCGAUCAAUUGUAUCAUAUUUGGUAGUGAAUUUAGUAAGGUAGUUAAGAAAUGUUCUAUUCUUUAGCCACUGUUUUUUUAAUAUCCCUUACAGUAUUUGUUGGUUGUAUAAAGUAUUAUUUCAGACGAAAGUUGUAGAUACUAUUUAUUAAGUUAGCAGAAAAUAAGAAUGUAUUUUAUAUUUCAUGUGGCAAGAAUAUUAUAAUUUUUGUUUGUAUUUCAAUUCUAAUCGUUUGAACUCCGUGCAACAAUGUUUAGACUUAUCAAAAAUCGCUUCAUAAACCUUUUUUAGAACACAUCUAAAGUUUACAAACAAUUUGAACUGAUUUGAUGGCGUGCCUGCUAAGAAAGUGAAGAAAUUUUUUUGUCCUCUAAGCCAGUUUUAUUUAACCUUGCAGUUAUUUUGACAAAAGUUUUUCAGUAUAAAUUUAUAGAGAUAUAUAAUAACUCUUCAUACGGAUGCGGGGGUUAUAACAAUUUACCUAUUCAAAAAAAAAACCCUUCCCCAUUUCUGCCCCAUUGGUCAGAUAUUUCCAUUAACAAACUCGACCAAGAUUUCUCUCUUUUUUUUUUUAUUAAUUUGGAAAUGCUUUGUGCAAAAUUGCGUAGUUAUUGUAUUCAUAAAAAUUUAUGUAUGUUUUAUAUAUAUAUAUAUAUAUAUAUAAUGUUUUGAGAUGAUGAUUUUGGGGACACUGAACUAUGUAACGGAAAACUUUGUAGAAUUUUUCCGGAAGUCACACAGUGGUAACUGCUACAAUAGGAAGUCUUUCUCCGAAAUCUACCUAACUAUAAAAAAAAUAUUACUUUUAUGUCAAUGAUUUAAAGACUAGCAAAUUCAUGCCAAUACAAUUGCUUACGAACAGCAUUUUUAUAAUCACUCUAUUAAUUGCGGCAAAAAUUUUUAGAGUUAUAAACAAAUUCAAAUAAAAAAAAUGAACAGUAAGUAUUUAAAUGAAUAAACCACCUCAGUCACUACCGAAGAGUAGUUAAGAUUCAUCCUGUUCCUUGUAUUUUUAUCUUUGUAUCCAUUUUAUAUAUGAAAACAACAUGAAAAAAAUACUUCAUUAUCGAUCCAGAAACAACCAAAAAAUACACAUGCAGAGAACCGCAAAAAAAAUACUGCUUUAGCAUCAGUGGUGGGAAGUCAUUCUGACGGCGGCUUACAUGGAGGAAGGAUCGGUCGCCAUUUUUAUUUUUAUCACUCACCGGGUUCGAACCGAGGACUCCGAGCUUCAUUUUGUAAGUGCGUUUUAAAAUAAUAUUUUAUUAAAUUUUGAUUAAUUUUUUUAUAAAUUUUAAAUCUUUUCUUGUUAAAAUCUGAAAAUAAAUACGGAUUUUCAAGAUGAUGGUAGUGAUCUCAAUCCAAGAUGGCUAAGUGAUAUUAUUUAUUUUUUAUUUUUUAUAAAUUUUAAAAACGAUGAAUUUUUUUGACAAUAGUUACAGUUUUUCAAGAUGGCGGUCGUAACAAAAAUCGCAAAGAUCUAUAAUUCAAGAUGUCGGGUCUAACGAAAAGUGCUACAAUGGCGUUAUACACAUCCAAUAUGGCGGGCAUAACGAAACGUGCAACAUUUCUAGAAUCCAAUAUGGUGGCCGUAACAAUAUUUGCAACGGUGUGUUUAAAUAUUUUUUAUUUAAAUUUUGCUAAUUAAAUUAUUUUAUAAAUUUUAAAGUUUUUCCCGAUUUUCUAGCAUAAAAAUUACGUAUUUUCAAAAUGGUAGGCGUAGUGAUAAUUGCAACAGUUACGACAUAAUUCACAAUGGCGGUGAUGUCAUCCUAAUUGUCAAGGUCAUGACCUCGGCGGUUUUUAAGCCGCUUUUAGGAAUUUACAAGCCGUUGACAUAUUUGAGGACUAAAACGGAAAAUUUUCCCUCAAACGGGAAUUUUUCCCUCGAAUUAUGAAUUUUUUUAACAGGAAUUUUGAGUCAUUUUUGAGGAAUUUUGACACUAAAAAUGGCCACCGUGACGUCAGAGCAAUCGGUCUCAUACGUUUAUGCUCGUAUGUAUUGUUGAUUAAAAAGUGAGAAUGUAUAAUUUGCAGGGCCCAUAGCAUAAUUAUGUGUACCAGUUGCCGAAAAUGUAAUGUAAUAAUACUUGUACAUCUAAGAAAAAUUAUAAUAUUUCUCAUUAAUUUGCAAUGAAUGUGUAAUUAUUUUUCUACAAAAUUUUUCUAAUACAUUACUAUUUAAUAAAUAAUUUGUCCUCCAAUUGUUUUAUUUUCAUUUGUCCAAAGACAUUUCAUUAUAUACUGUGCUGAAACAUGACUGUCCCACGCACAGAAAGUGUUUUGUUUUAUUUAAAUAACAUUUUUAAUUAUUAUUAUUAUUAUUAUUUGUUGAAAUUUUUAUGUUUUGUUCUAUUGUUGUGUGUUUGGACGUAUCUGCAACUACCAUACUCUAUGGUGUAGUCUGAGUGACUCCAAAGCUCAAUUAGCAAGACCCCUCUAGGGAGCAAUGGACUUAAACGGCAAAUUGAACUUUUUAUACAUAAUUUGCAUAACAAAACUUUCAUUGUUGAAAAAUCAUAUUUUAAAUUUAAGGCAUUUCAGUGUAUUAAUUUGUAUUGUUAAUUGUCUGUGUUUGAUUUUGACGUGAUAAUUAAGUCAACAAUCUUAGUGUCUCGGCCAAUCAGAGGCCAUGUUACUUAAGAUAAGCGUCAUUACUGAAUUAACGGUAAGAGUCUUAGAACAACGACGAUGAUGGCUACAUAGCCCGGGUUUAAAUCCCCUCAAAAAUCAACAGAAUUUAAUAGCUGGGUAGAUCAUCCUACUACUAGGAUGUUUGAAAACGUCGUAUAAACAUAUAUUACAUGUUGUUUAAUUAGGGCACGUCCAAAUUGACGUGUAUUUAGGAGUGAUUUACCGUGAGUAAAAUACCGACUCAUGAUGCUAUCCUAAUUGAACUGUUUUUCUACUUACAAGUAUCGUAAUAUUGCCAACGGACUUAUAAACAUUGCAUUUUAUUGCUGAGCACGUUAAAGUAUCUAUUGAGACGAACAUUUUAUUAAAACAAUUACGUAUCUUGUUCUACACUUGAUUUAGUUCUUACACCUAGAGGUGAACUGAGACAGAGCUCUCACGAUGCUUUACCGCGAUUAUCUAUUGAGUUCAGCCACGGUAUAUCAAAAUUAACUUUAAUCACGAACACAACAAAUAAACAUUAUUUUUCUCACGCUAAUUUCUGAUUAUAAAUUGAGAUUUCAACAGGCAUAUUUAAUUUGAACUAUAUGAACUUUUGUUUUGGUUUCAUCAUGUGUGCAACAUAACUCCAGUAAUUUCAGAAAAUAUGAAUGGUAUACCACUGGUCCAACCAUAAAUUAGUUAUAUUUUUUUUGAUAAAAUAAUAUUUGUGUUAACCAUAUGUUACCCUGUUGUUAUUUUACUGUGCAUAUGUAUGUUUUCCCUAUGAUUUCAAUUUGUCUGUUGUUUAGUCUCAUGCCCUUUGAAGAUUUAAAGUGUGAGAAUAUUUAAUCUUUCUCUUAUGUACCACACUACAUUAGCCUUGUCAUAGUAAGGAAAUUAAGUAGUACAUAAGUGUGGCGCCCAGAUAUCAAUUUUAAAAAUAAUCAAAGAAUAUAUAUAUUCGACAGAGCAACAAAUAGCCAAAGAGAACUAUUUAUUAUUUAAAUCUUAUUACACUAAGAGCCUUUUAACAGAGUGUAGGAGAGUGUAUGAAAUAUAGUAAAUAUUAUUAUUAAAAAUAGAAAUAGUGUGGGAUAUUUAAGUCUGUAACAUUGGCCGCAUUGUGGACUUGAGACUAGUUGGAAAAAGAUGGCCGCAUAGCUUGAUCAAAUGUAACUGUAGUUGGUGAUUUAUGAAAUAAAAAUGUAACACUUGCCGACGAGGAUGGGAUGUGCCGGAAAGAAUAAUCCGUUUAUUCAGCGUUGUUAAAAUGGGAGGUUUCAAAGUGGAAAAUUUUGUUUGCAGCGAGGAUUCGUGGGAAUCGUACGCUGAGCGGCUGGAACAGUGUUUUAUUGCCAAUGGCGUCAGUGAUAAAGAAGAGGACCAAGCGAAGCGGCGCGCAAUUUUGAUAUCGUCAUUAGGCAAAGAAACAUAUGAAGUCUUACGUAAUUUGUGCGAACCAAAGAAACCUCAGGACGUGAGUUACAGGGAACUUUUGAAGUUGUUGAGUGAUCAUUAUUCUCCCAAGCCAUCGGUCAUAGCUGAACGGCAAAAUUUCCACAAGCGUGUGCAACAAGAUAGUGAAACAAUUUCUGACUUUGUGGUUGGGUUACGGAAAUCAACCAGGUAUUGUAAUUUUGGGACGUUUUUAGACUUGGCUUUGCGUGACCAAUUUUUGGUCGGGGUUAGAGAUAAACAUAUAACACAUAGGUUAUACUUGGAAUCAGAAGACAUCACGUUUGAGAAUGCCGUAGCACUUGCAGCUGCGUAUGAAGCGGCUAUGGAUAAUGCAUCUUUAGGUGUGGCAGAUUUGAAGGUUAGUGAGGUACCUUGUCAGACGCCUCCAGUGACCGAGGCCGUAAAUGUAGUCAAGUUUAGGCCCAGGAAGGUAGAUGAAAAAGGGUUAGGAACAAUGAAAUGCUUUUGCUGUGGUAGGGCUAACCAUGUGGUGAAAGACUGUAAAUUUAAGAGUUAUAGGUGCAACAAUUGUAAACAGUUGGGUCAUUUGCAGCGUAUGUGUCCAAAUCAAGCAAUGUCAAAGAAGGGUGAGUCGAGAGCACACAACUUUGUGGUACAUCAUGGUGCAGAGAACCAAGUUGGCCUCGUAGAUCGGUGGGAAAGUGAGUUCACAUCAGUGUUUUGUAUAUCAACUGGAACAAAACCAAAGCCAUGGGUAAUACCUGUUUUGGUUGGGGAAGUACAAUUAGACAUGGAAGUGGACAGCGGUGCUGCUAUAUCCGCUAUAUCAGAACAUACUUACAAACAAUUGUUUGCAACCCAUCCCUUGAGGCCUACCAAUGUCAGAUUGAAGUCUUAUACAAAUGAGGUGAUGAGUCCGUGUGGUACGUUGAGGGUGCCUGUGAACGUAAAGGGACAGCCUGAGUCUGCAGAAUUAGAUCUUUUUAUUGUACCAAAUGGUGGUCCACCCUUGCUAGGGAGAGACUGGUAUGAUGCUUUACAUUUACCACGACCGCACUUGUAUCAUAUCGAGACAUCAGAGAAGCAAAAGUGGGAGUUGUUUAACAGCUUGGUAAGGCGAUAUCCACUGGUUUUUGAUGAGGGUCUGGGAACAUUUACUGGUGGGCAGGUCUCCUUACGACUAAAGGAAAAUGUCCCUCCUGUGUUUUUGCCUGCCAGGACCCUUGCGUUCGCACUAAAAAGCAAGGUGGACACGGAGCUAGACAGACUGUUAGGGCUGCACAUUCUGCACCCCGUAACAUUCAGUAAAUGGGCUACACCGAUUGUGCCAGUGGCAAAAAGUGAUGGCAGUGUACGCAUAUGUGCUGAUUUUAAAAUAACUGUAAAUCCUGGAUUAGUAGCAGAGUAUUACCCACUACCCAGGGUGGAAGAGCUGUUUGCAAAGUUGAAGGGUGGUGAGGAAUUUUCUACAGUCGAUUUGUCUCAGGCAUUCCAGCAGUUAAAGUUAGAUGAGGCAUCUCAAGAAUUGUGCACAAUCAAUACACACAGGGGUCUUUUCAGAUACAGCAGACUACCAUUCAGAAUUGUGUCCUGUCCGGCCAUUUUUCAGCGUACAAUGGAGCAGGUCCUUCAGGGCCUAGACGGACUGGUUUUCUUUCAAGAUGACGUUCUGGUUACUGGUCCGACAAGGGAGCAGCACUGGAAAAAUCUGGGUACAGUAUUCCAGCGUCUAGACAAAUAUGGUCUCAAGGUAAAUAUGAAGAAGUGUAAAAUCCUUCAGCCUUCAGUAACAUUUUUGGGUCACACUAUUGACAAAGAGGGGCUACAUACUUGCGGCGAUAAGGUCAGUGCAGUUGUGGGUGCACCAGUUCCGCAAGACCUUAAGCAGCUGCGUGCAUGGCUGGGGUUGGUAAACUAUUAUGCUCGGUUCUUACCUAACCUCUCUACAAUCCUCGCACCCUUGCAUGGGCUUUUGAAGAAAGGAUGUCGUUGGAGUUGGACCUCGCAGUGCGAUGUUGCCUUCAAGCAGCUUAAGAAUUUAAUUGUUUCAUCUACUGUACUGGUCCACUAUGACCCUGAGUUGCCUAUCAAGAUGGCGUGUGAUGCUUCCCCAUAUGGCCUCGGGGCGGUGAUCAGUCAUGUGUAUCUGGACGGCUCGGAGAAGCCAAUUGCGUUUGCUUCUCGUACAUUGUCAGAAGCCGAGAAGAACUAUUCGCAGUUAGAUAGGGAAGCCUUGGCAAUUGUUUUUGGCGUCAAGAAAUUCUGCCAGUAUGUGUAUGGGCGGAAGUUCUGCCUGGUUACCGAUCACCAGCCCCUAACGCACAUAUUUGGCAACCAUUGCGGCAUUCCUCAAUUAGCUGCAAAUCGCCUACAGCGCUGGGCUGUUUUGUUGCAAGGAUUUGACUAUGAGGUACAGUAUGUGAGAGGUUCAGCAAACUCCAAUGCAGAUGCCCUUUCCAGGCUGCCGUUGCACCGGGUAGAGGUUUCAGAAGAGUUUUCAUAUCUGCACGUUGCAAAGGCUGAGUUUUUACCAGUGACGGCACAAGCCAUUAGGAUUGCUACAGAGCGUGACCAGGUUUUGAGCAAAGUAUUGUUGUGCGUUCGUGAUGGCUGGCCGUCAGAGGUUGAAGAGGCUUUGAAACCAUUUUACACAAGAAGGCUGGAAUUGAUCCUUGAGCAGGGAGUGCUGAUGUGGGGCCACAGAGUGGUCGUGCCGUUGUCUCUACAGAGUAAAAUUUUGCAGGAAUACAUUCCAGCCAUUUUGGUGUGUGUAAAAUGAAAGCUCUAGCACGGUCUUACGUUUGGUGGCCGAAGUUAAAUGAUACAUUGGAAAAGGUCACAACAUCGUGUGAGUCGUGUUUGCGGGAGAAGUCUAUGCCUGAUAAGUCUAUCCUUCUGCCAUGGGUAUGGCCUGGCAAGCCGUGGCAUAGAGUACAUGUGGACAUUGCUGGUCCCUUCCUGGGAAAGAACUUCUUGGUGUUAGUGGACAGCUACUCUAAGUGGCCUGAAGUGUGUGAACUCACAAGUACUAGCAGCACAGCCGUUAUCAACAAAUUGCGUGGGUGGUUUGCAACGCAUGGCCUCCCGGAGCGGCUUGUAUCAGAUAAUGGCCCCCAGUUUGCAUUGGAAGAGUUUCAACAUUUCUGCCGUCAGAAUGCCAUAAGACACACAUUUUCCCCACCAUACCACCCAGCAACCAACGGGCAAGCUGAGAACAUGGUCAAGACGUUCAAGCAGAAGAUCAAAGCCAUUCUCCACUCUGGGGUGUCAAUGGAGGUGGCACUCCCUAGGUUCCUUCUGAGCUGCCGGACGACACCUCAUGCUGUUACUGGAGAGUGUCCCAGCAGUUUGAUGUGUGGCAGGGUAUUGCGAAAUAGACUCUUCCCUGGUUACGCCUUCCGUAGCAGCCACGGUUGCUACCCACCAACCACCUCCUGCUUCUUCACCUCGGUGCAGGUCGGACACUUUUGCGCCUGGCAGUGCAGUGACUUUUCGAGUCUAUGGGCGCGGAGAGAACAAGUAGGACCGAGGCAUCAUAGUUGACCAACUGGGUCCGCUCACUUACAGGGUAAAUGGUAUUGGAGGAGGUGUUUUCCAUCGUCAUCUGGAUCAGAUCAGAUUAUUUUCCCCAUUUCAGACAUUUGUGCCACCCUUCGACCAGCAUGGCGUAGACAGUGACACGAGUACUUGGGCUGCAGUAGCGCCUCAGGUUGCAAGAACUCCCUCAGAGUCAGUCACUGCCAAGGGCCGUGAUACUGUUGGAAAAGUAAAGCGUGUUACACCAGGGAUGGUUACUGGUGCGAAUGGUAGUGCCUUCUUCAAGCGGUUCAGUCCAGCUACAAUGGUCAGUGAGAGUUGUGAAAUAGGAAGGGGGAAGAGUGUGCUUGACAGUGACAGCGGUACGGACCAACAGGUUUUAGGAAACAGCAGUACGUCAUAUGCAGGCAGAAUGGAGGACGAGCAAUUCAAAGGAUUUCCUGUAGAGGCGUCUUCACUCGGCAACAGCACUGUUAAGGAUCGUAGGUACCCGAUGAGAGACAGAGUACCAAAGAAGGUUACUGAUGUAUAGUGUGUUAUCUGCAGUGUAGGACAUUUGUUGGCAACAAUGUAUUCGUUUGUUGUACUCUUUGUAACAUAGGCGGGAGUGACUGGUUUGUGUUCUCUAGUGUAUUUGUACUCUCUUUUUAGUAUUGGUUUAUAUACCUAUUCUUCUUCCAAAUGGUUAUGUGGGGGAAAAGUGUGGGAUAUUUAAGUAUGUAACAUUGGCAGCAUUGUGGACUUGAGGCUAGUUGGAAAAAGAUGGUCGCAUAGCUUGAUCAAAUGUAACUGUAGUUGGUGAUUUAUGAAAUAAAAAUGUAACAAAUAGUAAAAAAAGUAAACUCUAUCUCUAAUAACAAACAACACUAACAACAUUCUUCAUACUAUUUACAGAGUGGCAACCCAACUAGUGGGGCCCGAUUUGUUUGUGUCAAAUCUGAUAGGUUUGUUUACAUGCAAGUAUUUAAUUGAACUUUCAAGUGCGCAGGAUAUUUGUUGUAAUUGUUAAUUGUAGUCUUGUUAGAGGUCUUACAUAAUGGCUCAGCAGACAUACAAUCUAAGAAGUAGGGCCAACAGUAUGUGUGAAGAGUGUCCCACGACUCACAGCUCUGACAGUGACACAUCGACGGCCAUGGAGGACUGUAGUUCACCAGAAACAAGAGUAAUGGAUGUACCUACACACUCACACACGCAGCAUAGUGACAGGUUAGGGCGGCCAGUGUCACCUUUUCCCGCAGGGGGGGUAACACAAGAACAUGACAAGACAACAACUGCACCGGGAACAUCCACAUUGAGUCCUGACAUGACACUAAUGCUACAACAGGUGUUGCAACAGCUCACAAAACAAACCGAGCAAUCUGAGAAUAGGAUAAUGUCCCAACUCGCAAUACAAACCGAGCAAUCUGAGAACAGGAUUAUGUCUCGACUGUCCAGUCAGGCCGAACAUACAGAGCAAUCUGAUAAUAGGAUAAUGUCCCAACUCUCCAAGCAGGCAGAGCAGAUGGAGGCAAAGCUAGACAUCACUUGUUCCAGUGUACAAAGUCUGGAACAUAGCAUAGAGGAGAAGCUAGUGCAACAACAGAGAGAGAUUAAUCAGGCAGUGGAGAAGGUGACUCAGACAGUUGAGCGGGUAUGGGAGUUGGAAACACAACUACUAGCCAUUCGCGAGAAUGUGACCCUAGAACAACAUGGUCUGAGGGAGUUUUGUCAUCGCAGUCAGGUCUGCAUGAGGGACGAGCUGCAUGGGCAGACUCGACGACUAGAAGUCAGGCUGGAUGACAUAGAGGUGGCGACCUCUAACUUACGAGAUUGCCUGCAGAAUCUGACUGUAAGUCAGAGUCGUACACCUGACACAACUGGUGGUACACAGCGAGAGGUAACUGAAGUGCCACCUACAGGUACAGGUAAACAGCUGUACACUACACCUGGGUGCAGUUAUGACACCCACCCUGCAGAAUCACUACCCAGGCAGUCUGUAGAGACUAGGGCAACAGUUCAGCCUAGAGCAACUACAACAACAGAGCGCCAUCUGGACCCGGUAGCUCUUAUGCACCAUCCAGCAAAGCUGUGGGCAGAGGCCAUGCCUACUUUCGCAGGCAGAGCAAAUGAGAGUCCUAUGAGGUUCCUCAGAAAAUUCGAGGAAUAUGUGGCCAUGUUUAACCUCACCGACGGAGAGAUUCUGAAAUGUCUGAACAACGCGUUAAAGGGUCAAGCAUUCUAUUGGUGGGUGCUGACCAGCACCAACACCCACAGUUUCACCCAGUUCAGGGAGCUGUUCAGACUGCAAUUCUGGAACAUCAGAAUCCAGAGUAAUCUGAGGGCACAACUCCACACCGAGAAAUACGACCCAAGGAAGGGCACAUCUCUGGAGGCACAUUUAUCCACCAUGUACGACAAGACCAGGUAUUUGGACCUCCCUAUGACCAAUGAGUUUGUGGCUGCCAUGUUAACACAGCUGCCGCUGAAAUACCAGAAGCAGUUGUCUGGCCUACACUACCGUGAUGUCACUGAGUUCCGUGACCGGCUGCUCAACUACGAUAAGCUCGAGAAGCUGGAUCGAGUGGCACCCAGGACAGAGGAGGCAGACCGAGCACCACCUCACCAGAAGCAGCACCAGGUCAACCCUUACUGGCAAGGACGUGAGGGGAAACAGAAACCGGAGCGCCAGGCCGCAGUCAACUACAUGAGCUGGCAAGCAAGGGGGGAAGCACCUCGUGGUAACGGCGGGCCCUACCACAACCGAUACAGAGGGGCACCCUACAACAGGAAGCGUACCUGGUGGCCCAGCAACAAGGGAUACCACAGUGGUGAAGAGGGGGCAGAACGAGCCAGGAAGAGUGCCCGUUAUGAAGAGAGAAGGCGGUCCUAUUCGCCGGAGCAACUGCCACCCAGGGAGUCCCGCAACUACAGUCGUCGUGCCUCAUCCGAUGACGAGAGAGAGUAUCACUACAACCAGCAUCGUAGGAUGAAGGAGAAACAGUACCACGACCAAUGCGAAGAUUCCCGCCUGCCAUACUACCAAAGCCCCAAGACGACAGACAGCGGUGGAGGCAAGGCCCACUACAGCCACCCGUCUGAGCAACCGGCGUCGCCCAACAGAACGUUUCGCCAGAGCCAACAACCUGGAACGACCAAUCAGCAUGGAGCACGUCCAUGCUAUCUACUAGAAAACCCUGUUGCGGCAGAGUUUAAGUCCGCAGUACAGGAAGCAGCAGGUACCAGUACAUGGUACAAUAACAACAGAAAUGUGCCAGACUCGCAGGAUGCGCGAGUGUCAAAGGGCACAUUAAACUAGAAAGGGUUUCUGUAGGAUCGCCCCGCACCGAAACCGGACCUCCAGACUCAGGGGUGAAUAAUGUGACAUGUAUUUAUAGCUGUAUAAGCUACUCCAAGUUUAUGUGUACCGUAAUGCUGAGAGAUAAUGAAAGGGAUUUCUUGUACAAAGAGACCAACAAGGGCGUAGUACCGCAAUUCCACACGGUCUGCCCACAAAUUAACCUAAACAUAUAUGGGCAAGAAGAGGCUGCACUUAUUGACAGUGGAGCAGAGGUGACCUGUAUCAGUGAGGAGCUGGUAUGUUUCCUAGAACGCAUUGGCAUGAAGGUACCAAAAAUUCCAGUACCUGCCAUCAAAAUUAUUGGUGUUACUUCUAGAGCCAGUCCUAUUGUGAACAGGCAAGUGCUCAUAACAGUCUAUGGACUUGGAAAACCCAAGGAGUUGACAGCACUAGUGGUAAAGGGAUUAGCAAAACCACUGGAGUAACAGCUGAGAGCAGUCUGUAUGUGAUGGCUAACACAAGAGCCGUAUAAUCCCCGUGUUUAUAGUGUGUUAUGUUGUUAUGUAUAUGGUACGCCAGGAGAGGCGUAAUAUAGCCGUUGAGUAUACCCUUGCGUAAGAGCGGAAGUGUAAUUCCCGCCAGUGUCCUGUGACGAGGUGAAGUGACAUGCCACCCGCACUGGGAUUUUGAGUAGCCAGUGAAGCUAUUAUGGGUAUAAAUUAUUUAUGAGGUAUUUGAGUAUUUUACGGCUAAUGUAUUCUUCGAUUUGGGUACUGACCCACUAACACUAACACAUAUUGGGAAGUACUAGACUCGCCUUAUUUACUGUGAAGAGCUAUGUAAUUAUCUAGCAAGAAGACAUGAGUGUAACUGUGUUCGACAAAAUACAUGUGAGAUGUUAUUUCACCUAGCUGUGUACACAUGUGUAAACACUGGCAUGCAAAGCACUUCUACAAGCGCAAAACACUUUGCAACUACAAGCAAAAUUAUUCUAGGUUACCUUGUUAUGGGUUAUUCCAGUUGAUAUUUCGUUGCACUGAGACACUUUUUCUUGCAGAGAUCACAAUUUAAAAUGAAAGAGAUAUAUUAUUUUUUUGGUUUGAUAUGAGAAAACUAAUGAAAUUUGGAGUAAUCCUUUUUCUGAUGUUUUAGGUUGGUAUCACUUGGCAAUACUGAUUAGAAAAGUAUGCAUCUAUUUCGUAUACAAAUCCAAUCUAUUAGUAGUGUUGAAUUUAAUUAGGUUUUAUGCCUAUAUUUGUUGUUAAAGAAAAAAAAGGGGUAUGCUAAUCUGCUAUGAAAUGAUAACAAGAAAUUUGCAGAAAACAUCUAUACGAAGUUUUAUUGUGAAAGGGCCCUAUACAGAAAAUUUAUAAAUUUUCACUAUAUGAAGCACUCGAUUUUUCGAAGUUUGUUAUUAUGUAUUUUUUUCCUUGAGGAAGAAUCUUGAUAUAGGCUGACCUGAAAAACACUGUGUAGAAUCCUAUGUCGCGAGAUGACACGCUCUUGCAGUGAGUGUCCACAGGCCUCAGUAUAAACAAACUUCAAGCUAUACAAUUCUCCCAGCAAAAGAGAAAAAUUUUCAAGAAAAUAUAAUUAUUUUGUUUGUCUUAAAAAUACUAAUUCAGCUCUGAGAAAAGAGAAAAUUAAAAAUUUACUACUCAGCAGGAGCAGUUGCAAGCUAUCCUGAAGAACACAUGUUUUGUUUACAAUUGAUAAGAUAGCAUGUCGCUAUCUACACCGAGGCUAGGAGCCUCAGACACAUUACAAGGCUCAAUUCCUAUAAGGAAUAUAUUCGUGAAAAAUGAACGUGAAUUUCCGACCCAGUGAAGCCUGCUGCGGGUCGUUAAAACACGAUGAAAAUGAAAGUGGAAUGAAAGAGCACUGAACAGCUGAUCUGCUCCGAUAGUCGCCAGAGUGAAAUCGGAGACCACCAGUCAGAUAAAAGGGUUCAAGUUACUCACUCGCCGAGAGGACUGAGAAAAAGAUGAAAAAAAUAAAAAAGAAAAGACAAGAGAAUUCGCCUGCUGCUGUAAUAAAAGAGGCGGAUGAAAAUGAAACAAGAAAAGAAACAUAUAGUGUGAUUUCUUUCACACAGCCUUGUCACCUAGCUAAAAACACUUUGUUUAGCUAAAAACAUUUUUUUUGUUUAAAGAAUGCAUUUAAAAUCUUAUUAAAAUCAGGCUAUCAUAAUAACAGCCUAUAACACUGUAUAUAAAUGUAAUGUAAGUGUUAUGAUAUGAUAUUGUGAAUUGUAAAUUUUUGUGAAUUGUUGAUGAAAUGUAGAUGUAAGAUAUACAUGAUGUUGAUAUGUUAGGUGAAUUGUGAAGCAUAUAGGCAGCUUUAUGCUUAGACUGCAUGUAAAUGGACAUUGGAAAAUCACAUCCUAACAAUAUGAGAAAUGUAUUAAUCUACCAAUUAAUUUAUGCAAAGUUGAAAUAAUUUGAAUUUAAACAUUUUAUGAAAUAUGUUAUUCAUGUUUUAUGAGCUUAUUGUUGAUUAAGCUAAUAUAUUAUUCUUGUUAAUAGGUUCCGAACCGAGAGUUAUUUAUAUAAUUUGAUUUGUUAUUGUUACCUAUAAGCAUAAAUAUUUUAAGUAUAUUUGGUUGGCUAGUGGUAUGCAUGCUUUAAGAAUAGAAGUUGAUAGGCCUGCAUACACUCGUGCUUGCAAGUGCAUGAUCACACAUGUUAUAAUUGAUAAACUUUGAUUUACGAACGAGAGGUUUAAGUUAAGUGAGUGCAGUGAUUACACUCGACAAUAGGAGCAAACAGAGAUGCGAAUUCCUUCGGAAGUGUACCUAACAAUGACGUGUGCUGCAAUUGAAGUGCUGGCGCCGCGGUGCUCCACCGCGUCACGCACUGGGCCAGGACCAGGGCGGCAGGUUCCGUCGCUCCGAGACGACUACCCCAGCGGGAGCAGGUGGCGGUGAUCCCGUCUGCUGCUCCGUCGCCGCUGCGCGCCUGUGACGUCAGCCGACAUCCCGCGCUAAUUUGGUCGGCAGAGCUGUCCAAGGGCAGUAGGAUCACCACCCGGUUAUAUGGUCCCAGGUUCGCCUUCCACAGGAUGCAGCCAGCACCACGGAUGGAGGCCGAUCCACUGCUACAGUGAUGACCUGGAUAAAGUCCCAUUGUUAUGCAACAUGUACAUUUCCUCACAUUUCCCUUGUGAUUGCGACGAAUACUUACUGUGAGUAUUGUCCUCCGAGUGCUACUGCAUCCAACUUAGUUGCAGGACUGACGACGCCGAGAAUUUCUACAAGAUUGCAAGUUUUCCCGCGAAAAUGCACCGACGACCAGCUCAGGUCUGAACUCUGUGACGGAGUGCCGCGUACUGAGGGAAUAGUCCACGAAUCAGGAGGAGGGGUGCGGGACAGGUGUCCUUUCUCGCACCUAAGUUUUUUUUUCUUCUCCCUUUUUCUUUCGUCAUUUUGUGGUGUCGCGCGAGUCGUUGCCUGGCAACUAACUUUUUUUAUUUAACUCAAGCAGCGAGUUUCCAACUGAAAAGCACACCGUGUCUUGUUUGAAAUUUUGAAAACUGCAACACACUAUGCUUAUCAAGGGCGGCAAUUCUGUGGUGAAACAUGACUGUCCCACGCACAGAAAGUGUUUUGUUCUAUUGUUGUGUGUUUGGACGUAUCUGCAACUACCAUACUCUAUGGUGUAGUCUGAGUGACUCCAAAGCUCAAUUAGCAAGACCCCUCUAGGGAGCAAUGGACUUAAACGGCAAAUUGAACUUUUUAUACAUAAUUUGCAUAACAAAACUUUCAUUGUUGAAAAAUCAUAUUUUAAAUUUAAGGCAUUUCAGUGUAUUAAUUUGUAUUGUUAAUUGUCUGUGUUUGAUUUUGACGUGAUAAUUAAGUCAACAAUCUUAGUGUCUCGGCCAAUCAGAGGCCAUGUUACUUAAGAUAAGCGUCAUUACUGAAUUAACGGUAAGAGUCUUAGAACAACGACGAUGAUGGCUACAUAGCCCGGGUUUAAAUCCCCUCAAAAAUCAACAGAAUUUAAUAGCUGGGUAGAUCAUCCUACUACUAGGAUGUUUGAAAACGUCGUAUAAACAUAUAUUACAUGUUAUUUAAUUAGGGCACGUCCAAAUUGACGUGUAUUUAGGAGUGAUUUACCGUGAGUAAAAUACCGACUCAUGAUGCUAUCCUAAUUGAACUGUUUUUCUACUUACAAGUAUCGUAAUAUUGCCAACGGACUUAUAAACAUUGCAUUUUAUUGCUGAGCACGUUAAAGUAUCUAUUGAGAUGAACAUUUUAUUAAAACAAUUACGUAUCUUGUUCUACACUUGAUUUAGUUCUUACACCUAGAGGUGAACUGAGACAGAGCUCUCACGAUGCUUUACCGCGAUUAUCUAUUGAGUUCAGCCGCGGUAUAUCAAAAUUAACUUUAAUCACGAACACAACAAAUAAACAUUAUUUUUCUCACGCUAAUUUCUGAUUAUAAAUUGAGAUUUCAACAGGCAUAUUUAAUUUGAACUAUAUGAACUUUUGUUUUGGUUUCAUCAUGUGUGCAACAUAACUCCAGUAAUUUCAGAAAAUAUGAAUGGUAUACCACUGGUCCAACCAUAAAUUAGUUAUAUUUUUAUUUGAUAAAAUAAUAUUUGUGUUAACCAUAUGUUACCCUGUUGUUAUUUUACUGUGCAUAUGUAUGUUUUCCCUAUGAUUUCAAUUUGUCUGUUGUUUAGUCUCAUGCCCUUUGAAGAUUUAAAGUGUGAGAAUAUUUAAUCUUUCUCUUAUGUACCACACUACAUUAGCCUUGUCAUAGUAAGGAAAUUAAGUAGUACAUAAGUGUGGCGCCCAGAUAUCAAUUUUAAAAAUAAUCAAAGAAUAUAUAUAUUCGACAGAGCAACAAAUAGCCAAAGAGAACUAUUUAUUAUUUAAAUCUUAUUACACUAAGAGCCUUUUAACAGAGUGUAGGAGAGUGUAUGAAAUAUAGUAAAUAUUAUUAUUAAAAAUAGUAAUAGUAAAAAAAGUAAACUCUAUCUCUAAUAACAAGCAACACUAACAACAUUCUUCAUACUAUUUACAAUACUAAGCUUACUGAUUUUUACUGUUUCUCGAUUUUUCUUUUUUAUGCAAUUUUAAAAUGUAAAUUUGGCAUGCAGCAAGUACAAUUUCUAAAACGUGAGUAUAAGUUACUAUAAAACUACGUCCAUUACUUAUAUUUAUUGUACUAGAAUUCCUCGCUCCAAAUCACUUGGACUCUGGCUGAUUUUCGUGUAUUACAUCAGUGGUCGUAAUUUAUGCACGCCUUUUUCCUAGAUCUGAAGCAGUGUUUUGCAUGUGUUAACGUGUCGAUUGUUUUUUUAGCGAUUUGGGAAGGGGGGAAUUACUACUCUUCGCGUAUCACUUUAUCUAGCCACCUCUGAAAUAUUAUUUUGUUACCUAUGACGAUUAGCCUACUCCCUUCAUAUGUUCAUUCAGACACUUCUGACUGGGUAGCGAAGGCGGUUUGUGGUAAAGGUCUGUGACCCUUUCAGAGUUAAAUUUUAAUUAUAGAAAAAUUAAUAUUAAUUACAACAUAUGUUAUUUCAUGCCUGUCCGACCUGCAGUAUAUAAAUACCUACAAGGAGAACUACCAGUGAUGGUUGACGUCACCCGUAGGGAUAGCAUGAAGGCGCUCUCCAUUUCGUCAGACGCGACAGCCAAUAUUUAUGUUGCAAUAAUAAAUUACUACACGAGACCAUAUUUUGUAAAUUUUAAUUACGUGUUUUAAAAGAAAGAAUUUUGACGAAUGCCAGGGUCAUUGAGCAACUAAUGACAUAGAUUUCAAACAUCAUACAUGAUAAAUAAAAAUGAAGGGGUCAUCGAAAGCCACAAGCUGCAGGUCGGCUAAAAGCAAACCAAAAAAUGCUUCAGCUCUAUCCUCAUCUAUACAUACUUACAUGCAUAAUACAUUCAAACAACUAAAAUUAAUGCAAUAAGCUGCAAUAUUUUGUGGACAUAUAUUCACCUACAAAUAUAAAUUUAUUGUAUAAAAAGGUCAUUUUUAUAUUGUACAGAAAACUAUAAAUUUUAAUCAUAUAUCAAAAAAUACCACUUUACAACAGAAAGUCACGUAAUUAGAUGUUCAAUCAUAUAUCUGUGGCAAAAUGUGUAAAGCAAGAAAACCUGUAACAGCGCAAACCCUUUUUCGUACAGUAUAUAACAAGACAUUUUUUUUUUACGGGAAGGAAAACUGCAUUACUGGCCAACCUCACUGAUUGUAGUGGUCAGCUGUGUACGAGAGUUCUUGUGUCAUCUCAAGGAUUAGCCUAUUUAGUAUAAGCAUGUCAAACUAGUCGAAUAUGUUAUAAUAAAUAACUAAAAACUUGAUCUUGCGUAACUUGCAGAAGAGACGAAAUCUAACAGUUUCGCCACCAACCCACCGCGGUAAAAUGUACAAUAUGUUUAUCGUAUAAAUGAAGUGUUCUUUAUAUUUGUUUGCAUAUGUAUGCACAAAAUUAAGAUGUAUUAUAAUUCUGCUGGGUUGCAUACGGUUACUUACGGGUUUAGAACUGAAAUAUACUGAAAAUAGUAAUAUUUAUCCUCUUAUGCGCUGAGGGUCGAGCGGUCGAAGUCUGGGGAAAAUUGACAGAGAAAACCGAGCGGAAAUCUUACCUCUCUCUGAGGCAGGCAGUUGGCUGGCUUCCCCCACCCCCCUUUCAAGGCUCGUUGAAGAACAUGACACCCCGCUGGGCGAUAAGGAAUUCUAAGAAAAGCGCGUUCUUUUCUCCUACUCCUCCACCACCACCCCCUCAUCACUCCAUAGCUCAUCCAUACAGCUAGUGCUCUCUAUCGAGAAUUUUGGAACCACGUGUGUGUGUUCUUUGCGCGCUCGGGAGAAACUCAGGAUCUUAGUCUUAAGUCAUGACAGAAUUAAGCCAAUCUAUGAAUACCAACAAACAUAGAAUUUAUUUGGCUAGGAUAUUCUAAUUUUCUGAUUUUGCUUUGUAUUUUGAAUAUUAAAAACUUAACAAAAUUGCUUUGCUUCUUUAAAUAGGUUUUAUUUAUAUUUGACUGCUUGGCUAGAAAUAAAUUUAAUGCAUUACAGCCUACUCCAAAUACUUAUGUGAAUUUGUGCAUUUAAAUAUGUUGUGUGUCAAAUUUCUAUUUUAUUAUUAUUGAUUUGAACAAAAACGAGCAUUUGCGGAGUAUUGUUUGUAAACAAACGUAUAUUUCAUUGUUUGCAUCAGCUAAAUUUCAUAGUUGAAUUUGCAAAUCGUAAACCAAUGUUGUAUCGUGCAAGGACGACGAGAGAAAGAGAGAGAGUGUGUGUGUGUGUACGUGCGCGCACACGUGCAUGUGUGUGGUUUUUUUUAAAACAAAAUCAGAUUUUUAAAAAAAAUUUCUAGAAUUUGUGUGGCUAUUAAGGAAGCUUCAAAUAAAUAAAUGUAUGACAGGUUCUUUGAAUUUGUCAAACAUAUAUAUUACUGUAAUAUUCAACUUAUUAUUUGAGGGGGAAAAUUGAGCUUUUAUGAUUGGAUAUAUUUUUUAAUAUUUGGCCAUGUGUUUCACUAAGGAACCUCCAAAAUCUUAUUGCACAACAUGUGUAUAAAGAGUUUAAAUGAUAUUGUAGGGGGAGGAGAGGAUGGGGACCAGUUUAACUCAUAGCAUCUGGAUUGUAAAGCAGAUGUGAAAAGUAAAGUUGCUAGUUGCCUGUCCGUGUUAAAAAACUCAGACUUUCCUCUUAGUCAUUACCUACAUGCUAAUAUUUUUUAGAUUAUAUUGAGUGCCUGAUACAGGAAAUUUUUCUUUGAGGAAGGGGAUGGUGGUUUGAGAAAAAAAAAUAGAAAAAAUUAAUUACAUUUUGAACAACUGUUUUGCAAAUUUUUUCCCAACUUUGUGAGGGGGAAGAUAUAUCCCAAAUCUCCCCCCCCCCCUUCCCCAACCCACCACUGAUUAUAUUCAAGCUCUGGAUGGCCUUAUCAGUUGUGAUUACUCAAACUUAUGUGGUAGCCUUACUUUAGCACCGUAACUGAUAACCUCAAGAUAAACGUAAAAGAAAAUUUGUUUAAAAGAUAAAUGUUUUCUUUGUGUAUCUGCUAUUAAUGCUUCGUAGAAUGGAUGGCUCUCUCAAAACAAAGACGUUCAUGAAUGUGAUGGUGGUUGAUAACACGAGUUUCAUUAGGUCAUUCCGGCUCUAGUUGCUAGCUGCCAUUCCAACAGCCAAUAUGGAUGAAGCUACGUCAAAUAAAAUAUUUGGUCAGUUAGAUACUUCACUUCAGUAUCUUAAUAAAAACUUCAUAUCUCUGAAGGAUCAAGAGAGAAAAACUUGUGUUGAACACUUCAAAAAGGUUUUGGAUAAAUUAGUUCUUGAAAUGAAGAGACAAGAUGUUCUUUUCUCAGCAUUAUUUGAAAGAGUGUGUGGCGCAGGAAGUUACUUUGAUGGGCUAAGAGUUGCAACAGCUAACGAGUUUGAUAUGGACGUGGUUAUGAGACUACCAAUCAACUACAGUGAAAUGAUUAUUGAAAAUGAAGAUGUACAACCUGCGUUUGUAAAAGUGAAGAUCACAAAAGUGCUUGAUUUAUUAAGGCAACAUCCACGCUGGACCUCUGAUUACAGGUCACAUGGCUAUGCAGAGACUUAAAGUGACGAGUCUUCCAAGAUUAUAUUUGACUCCGAACCACUUGCGUACUGACUCAGUGCUCAUGCGUUAGUCAUGCCAGGGUGUUGGAUUGAAACUCAGCCCUCUCCACAAGGGAACCCCUUUGACCUUUAGUGAAAGGCUUCCUAGGGGACUUGAUUACUGGCGGGACAGUGAUGGUUAUCUGCUUCAGACAAAAUUCAGAACAUGGAUGGAAGGUGUUGUUCAAAAGACAUUAAAUACCCUUCCAAAAGUAGAGAAUAAUCGUUCUGAACUGACAAUUGUACAGAAUGAUUCUAAUGGUGGAGAAGAUGUAGAAGUGAAAUACUCUAUAUUAUUCAAAAAGUCAGGUCCAGCCAUGACCCUGAAUAUUUCCAUGCCAGGAAAUCUUCCCAAUGUGGAUGUGGAUUUGGUGCCUGUGUUGGAGUUCAAACAUCCUCAGUGGCCUCCAAAGCCAGUCAAGGAGCUGGGUGCAGACAUGGCAAAAAAAAGACCUGCAUGGUUUAUUGUCCCCAAGCCAAAAAAUUCCCCCUCGUUCAAGGAUUAUUUCUGGCGGCUUGCUUUCCACGAUCAGGAGCGGGAGAUGCUGCAUAGCAAAGCAUGUUUGAAGCCAGUCUGCAGACUACUAAAGAAAUUCCGUGAUUCAAGAGGAAUAUGCCUUGUUGCCAGUUAUUAUAUUAAAACACUAUUUUUAUGGGAAGUGCAUGAAAAUAAAGACCCAGAGUUAUGGAAGACAGGUAUCGCAAAGCUGUUUUUUCAUAUGUUACAGAAACUUCAUCAGAGUCUGAAAGAUGGUUACAUCUACUAUUUCUGGGACAAACGAUACAACUUGCUCGAAGGGAUGACUAAAGUUCAGUUGGAAAACUAUGCUGGUAACCUUGCCAAUGUGAUGAAGAAUUUAAAGAAAAGGGCGUUAUCAGAACCAGAAAAUAUUGACACUUCGGCACUGGCAGAAUAUUUAUUAACCAAAAGUGAAUUGGAGAAAUAUACCGAGGGGCAGACCAGCAUGUUGGGUACUAGAGAAGCAAGUUCUCAGAGAUCACUCACAAGAAGUAACACCAAUUCAACACCGAACAAAGUACAAAAUGGAAGAGUUAAUUUGGAGCAGAAGGAUAGCACAGAUAAUCAAGCAUCCACGUUGGUGGAAAUGAAAAGAAUGAUGAGUCAAAUGCAUAACAUUGUUCUGCAAUCUAACGCAACGGUUGUUCAGAUACUGAAACGAGUUGAGCAGCUUGAAGAAAAGAUUGACAGCCAGCUUGCAAAGAUUGUACAUUUGGAUGAUCAAAUAAAACAGAUUCAGCAAAGUAGGCUUCCACUGACUGGUGGACAACAGACAGUGAAUGAUUUCCUGAAAUUGAACACACAAAAGUACUGAAAAAGGUUUUACAUAAACUACAAGAACUGACAGUGGCAGAAGUUUCAAUACGGUUUAGUAAUGUCAAACAACUUAAGUCCAAAGCUAGAUCUUCCAAAAACAUUGUAAUUUCAUGUUGGAAAUUGUUCAUCAUAGAGAAAAAAUUGAAUAUGUUGCCAAUUAAUUUAUGGAGAAAAAAAUGGUCUAGUACAUUUUUUAAAAACUCGAUUGUAAUUUUUACCAAAAAUUUCUGCAUCUUAAACCAUCAAAUGUUAUCUUAGUUCUUGUGCACUAAGAGAAAACUGCACACCAGUUCAGAACCUUGCACUUAGCUUAAAGGAUAUACUACACUAUAAGCACGAGCAAGCAUUGCACUUAUCCCGCAUCACUAACACAAAUACACUCCUGCCUCUUGGGCCUACAUUAAGGAACAAUCACAGCAUUUGCCUGGAGUGAUUUCAGGAAGAACAAAAAUCAGGAUGUAUCAGGAGUCUAGCCCAGGUCCUCUGGAAUGGAGACCCAUUUCUUACCUUUGAGCCAAUUUUCUUCAUAUUCCUCUUAGCAGCAUUAUUUUUAUAUAUUUAUAAUAUGUAUAUAUAUGAUAACUUAAAAUUUUACACACAUAUUGGGGAAUAAUCAAAUAGCACUUUUUAUUACCAAAUAUGGUUUCAAUUUUAUGGUGCUUGGUUUUUAAUGUCGACUUCUUGCUACAACCAGAUUGCCUUAAUGUACAAACUGUUGGUAGGAAGGUUCAUUUUUUUCCAAAUGAUAUUCUAGAAUUGCUACGAUAUUUAGCACACCAUAAUUUAUCAAUUAUUUUUCAUAUAUAUUUUCUUUUUUUUUUAUUUUGCAGGUGAUCAAAAUUAGGUUAGGCAUUAAAAAAUAGUGUGUGCGGUGUACACUGAAUAAUGUAUUUGUAUAACUCUUGUAUCACUACUGUGUAUUGUACCAUUUCAUAAUUUUUAGAAGUAAAGAAAAUACAUAUGUAUUUUUAAGUAUGUCAAAUUUAUAAUAAAGAUAUUUUUAAAAAAAAAAUUCUAAUAUCCACAAUGCCUUUACUCCAUUAUGCAUUGCUUAGACAGUGUUCAAAUUGGUGAGUUGGUUAAUUAAAUUUUUUUUUUGAAAGUAGUGAUAGUUGAAUCCUCACUAUUGUACUAAAUGUGUCUUCCACUGGAUAGCUCAAGAUAAUUACUGAAAUUUUACAAACAUGUCAAAUUACUUGGAUAUAUGGUAUUGCUUUAUGUUACUGUUAAAAAUGAUUUCAAGAAAGUUACAGCUGUAAGCCAACAUUUUGUAUAUAGUUCAACUUUUAUGCAGAGUCCCGCUAUUCCGAAAAUCCACCUUUUCCGAACAGAGUUAAGUUUAACUUAAAAACAGGAGAAAUUAAAUUAAAAAGACAUUUAUAAAAAAAAGUACAUUUAUUGUUAUACAAAGAAGUUAAAUAGACAUACAUACAACUUAUACUUGAUGAAAACGCCUGAAUUGGAAUGAAAGCUGGUUACUCACAGCACAUGUCGGCUCCAUUUACAUAUACAAUUCUGUAUAAUUAUUUUUAAUCACUGCUAAACAAAAAAAUAACUAAUUUAUACGCACAAGAAGUAAAACAUCAAUUAUUUUUUCUGACGAGCACUAAAUCGACUUGACACAUUGCGGCAUGAACGUAUCAUUUGGUGUUGAUGAAGCGUGUUGUUCGAUGUAGUGUAAGGCGAGGUCAAGAACAUUUGCAGUGUCUGUGUGUGUGAUAUGAGUUAAAUUUUAAGCGUUCACCUCCUUGCUUUCCUCUGAGUUGAUCUGAGCUGAUGAGCCUUGCACUAUACAAAGAAGUUAAAUAGACAUACAUACAACUUAUGCUUGAUGAAAACGCUUGAAUUGAAAUGAAAGCUGGUUACUCACAGCACAUGUCGGCUCCAUUUACAUAUACAAUUCUGUAUAAUUAUUUUUAAUCACUGCUAAACAAAAAAAUAACUAAUUUAUACACACAAGAAGUAAAACAUCAAUUAUUUUUUUCUGACGAGCACUAAAUCGACUUGACACAUUGCGGCAUGAACGUAUCAUUUGGUGUUGAUGAAGCGUGUUGUUCGAUGUAGUGUAAGGCGAGGUCAAGAACAUUUGCAGUGUCUGUGUGUGUGAUAUGAGUUAAAUUUUAAGCGUUCACCUCCUUGCUUUCCUCCGAGUUGAUCUGAGCUGAUGAGCCUUGCACUAUUGCUACGAUGUCUUCGUCUCCGCGAAGCGAGACUUUUGGUAGGCAAAGCCUUAAAAUUCAGUCCGGUUUCAUUCGCGUUGUAAACUUGCUGCUGUUAGCAGUUUUGGGAUGAACAAGGUCUUUAAAUUAUUUUAGGUAGUGGGCAACUGCUACAUUGUCAGCUGACAGCUUCUCCCCAGCAAUCUUGAGCUGUCCUUUCUUCCAAUGAUCCAAAAAACCACAGCUAGCUGAAAAUGAGGAGUCACCAUCCAUAAGCUUGUUUAGUUGAAAUACCUUUCUGUCUUUCUUGAGUGAACCACAAGAAUAAGGCCUCAUCAAGUGUUUCAUAUGAAGAGAGCUAUGAAGAGAGCGUCAUUUUUUUGCCAUUUCAAGAUUUUUUUUCAUUUGAAGCAGAACAAAACUGCUCAAUUUUAACAUGAUUUUUUUUUCAGUCACUAAUCGUUGCUUUUCUGACACCAUAUUCGAGUGAUAAUUAAGUAGCACUUUCUCCCUUGUCCAUUUUAUUUUAACAUAAGUUUUUCUUUUAAAGUACACGUAGAACGACUUCAUUUACUUGCCAUGUUUAAGGUUUAACAGAUUUUUUUUUCAGUCACUAAUCGUUGCUUUUCUGACACCAUAUUCGAGUGAUAAUUAAGUAGCACUUUCUCCCUUGUCCAUUUUAUUUUAACAUAAGUUUUUCUUUUAAAGUACACGUAGAACGACUUGCCAUGUUUAAGGUUUAACAGCUGACAUCAAGGACUAAGAAAAUAAAUAAAAAAGGCACAGUGACUCAGUAAAGUAACUCAACACUCACGGAACAAAGCUUUACAAUAAAUCUGUAAUAAGCGCACACAGUUCAUCAAACUCCGCUAAAGUAAACACUGACCCAGAUACAACUAGACAGUGCUCAGUGCAGUGAGUCAUGUGUUUGAACACGGGAGGGAGAUAAAUAGGUAGGGCGUCUGCGCUGAGUCGUCAAAGGUCCCCUUCCCUUCCGAGUUUCACUGAACCUGUUCACGAGCUGAUUAACACUGUAUAGAGCACACUCGCAGAUAUCCCCACACUUAAUUUAUGCUAUAACAAGUCAAUACGUUGAUAUUAUUCAUGAAAUCCACCCAUUCCGAAUUUCCGCUAAAACAAACAGUGUUCAGUUCCAAUUAGUUCGUAAGAGCAGUACUUUACUGUACUUAAAAACUAAAUUAUGGUUGCAAAACAAGUGAAAACAUAAACAAAUAUAAAAAUAUCAUCAGUGUGUCCGAAACUGCAAUUUCAAAUAUUCAGAGUGUAACAAAUCCAACAGCAUACAUUAUGUGACAACAUUAGGUCGAAAUGAAGGGCGGUUCGUGAGUGUGUAUUAGCGGAAGGGCAGUGACCUUCAACCAGAGUAAACAAAGCCCCCAUCCUCCUUCCCGCAAAGGCUUACGCAUUCCUCUCAUCUCUGUUCCCAACUAUGAUGAGUCAAGACAGUGCGUCACAUGCAACUGCUGUGUCACCUGUUACUGCGCAGCCCUGUGUUUUGUGAGCCCUUGUGAGUGGUGUGUAGUGUGAUUUUUUACAUUCUGUGCUUGUUACUGCUGUUGGUCAUCAUGACAAGCAAGCGUAAACAUAACUCGUAUACAUUAAAAGAAAAACUGGAAGUGCUGAAAAGACUUGACAAAGGUGAAAGUACCACUUUGUUAUCGAAAGAAUUCGGUGUCGGCAAAGCAACCAUUUCCGAUUGGAAAAAGAACAGAGGUAAAAUUGAGCAGUUUUGUACUACCACAAGUGAAAAAAUUAUUGAAAAACGUAGCAAAACGACAGUGUCUUCUUACGAAAAAUUGGACGAAGCACUUUUUUUAUGGUUUACCCAAGAAAGACAAAAAGGAAUCCCUAUCACUGGCCCUCUGAUUCAAGAAAAAGCGCUUCAGUUGAACACGCUCAUAGAUGGUGACGCAUCAUUUACGGCUAGUUGCGGUUUCUUAGACCGAUGAAAGAAACGAUAUGGAAUCAGGCAGCUUACAAUAACUGGUGAGAAACUGUCAGCGAACAACGAAGCAGCUAUUGAAUACCUUGAGGAGUUCAAAGAUAUAAUUUCUUCCUACUCGCCACAGCAAGUUUAUAACGUCGAUGAGACGGGACUUAAAGCAUUGCCUACCAAAAGUCUUGCAUUACAAGAGGAACAAUCUGCACCAGGGUUUAAAAAGGAUAAACAACACCUAACUGUGUUAGCCUGCAGCAACGCUUCUGCCACAAAUAAGCUUCCACUGAUGGUUCUUGCCAAAUCUGCAAAACCACGCUGUUUUAAAAACAUGAACACACUCCCUGUAUUUUACAGAAACCAAAAGAAAGCUUGGAUGGAUCGUGUCUUGUUCCAAGACUGGUUUGAAAAACAAUUUGUGCCAAAAGUAAAGGCUUUUAACAAAGUAAAUGGAUUGCCUCCUAGUGCUUUGUUACUCAUAGACAAUGCUCCGGCACAUCCUGAAUAAAUGCAACUUGUUUGCAGUGAUAUCAAAGCCAUUUUUCUCCCACCAAACGUCACUUCAAUUUUGCAACCAAUGGACCAAGGAGUUUUGCAGGCUUUGAAACAGAAUGACAGAAAAAUGCUACUUCGUAGUCUUCUUGAAGAGAAUGAAGAACUGGCAAUCUUGCAUAAACUAAAGAAAAUCACCAAAAAAGAUGUCAUUUACUGGGUAGCAGAAGCUUGGGAGAAAACAAAAGGAAUCUUUACAGAAAUCAUGGAAAAAUUUCUGGCCUGAUUUAGAGUUUGUGUAAACGGUCUUCCCCCGCCAAAAUAAAAGUUUGAACUUCUUCAGCUAGUGAAACAAAUUGUACCAGGUUGCGAAAAUGCAGAAAAGUGCAUUGAAAAGUGGAUGGCCAUUGACGACUGUGGCCACAGAUGAAGAUAUCGUAGCAGCUGUGCAGGGAACGUCAACUGAUCUCGAUGCAGACAACAGUGAGGAGGAAGGGAAUGCGCCGACUGAUGUUGUUUCUCAUACUGCCGCAGCCAGUGCCCUUUAUCUGGCUUUGCGCUACGUCGAGCAACAUGCCGAUGCAACCCUAACAGAUGUUAUGCUUAUGCGGCAUUGGCAAAACAUUGCAUCUUCAAGCCGAUUUAGUGCAUAGCGUCAAAGGAAGAUUACUGACUUUGCCUCUUAGAUAAUGGUUUGCUUUUUUACAUUUUGUUUUGUGUCAAUCCUGUACAGAACAUGAAUUCUACAUAUAGUAUGUAAGUAACAGGGUUCAUACACGUCCUGGAUAAACCUGGAAUUUCAAAAAACUGUUUCCAGUACUGGAAAUGUCCUGGAAUUCGCAAAUAAUUGUAAAUUGUCCUGGAAAUUUUAUCAGUAUCCUUGAAAUUUUAUUUAGCACACACUGUGUUACAGUAAAACACUUGAUUAAAUAACUUAAGUUUCCUUUAACUGAAGUAAAUUCUCCGUCCGUGCAGCAUGUAUUGUAAUCAAAUAUAAAUUCAUAGAUAACCUGUCGUGAAGUAGACGUUCAUCUAUAAACUAAAAAGGCGUAAUAUACGAACUUGCACUUUAAAGCGGUUUUUUUUCAUUGUAAUACUCUUAGCAAAAAAUCACAGUUUCCUUCUUGUCACAAAUCAUAAAAAUAUAUUUACAGCUGCAAAGCUUUCAAGUUGAUAUUUUCCUUUUUUUUCCCAUGAAUCCAAAGGUAUUAAAUAAGUGUUUAUAUACGCCACAUUCUCCACGUAAAUGAUUUUAUCUUUAUUUACUUUCACAUUCGGCCCGAUAUAGUAAGUAAUAUUCUUAUGUUCUCCAAAAUUACGUUCCAAAGUUGAUCUCGGUGACAUUAAUUUUAGUCAUGAAUUUGAGUUACUAUAGAGCAUCCCACUCAUAGAUCGCAGUGUGGAAGUAAAUGGGUGCAUUCUCUCUCUCUCUCUAACACACGCCGAUUGCCGUUAGCGCUGUCCUUGUUUCUUCAUGCGUUGUUGCCAAAUAUCAAACAAAAUUAAAAUUUUAAUUUUUGGACCAAGGUUUUUUUCAUAUUGUAUAACAUCGAAAUAUGCAUCAUGCAAUGCUUAUUUUGAAUACUUAACAAUAUUUUAAGUGUCCGAAAAAAUUAAAAAACAUGACUUAUUCACUGUGAACUGUUUUGAAGUAUUCAGAGAUGUUUCACAUAAAAAAAAACCUACACGUGUAUUUCAUUCAGAUUUUUUUUAUUAAUAAAUUAAUGCCUUAGGAUGCCACCGAACAAAUGUUAAGACAAAAAAUGUACAGGUUUCACUUAAAUAAUUUUUUUAAUAUAUUGUAAUGCAUUUUUUCACAAACUGACACGUCAAAAAGUUGACCAGCGGAAAAUUUCUUUUCUAUUAAAGAUAGAUGGGGGACGAAAGCGUGAAAAAUGUUCACAAUGAAUUGAAUUAGUUUUCAAAAGCAGCUCCAUUUCAUUGCCUCUACAGUUUCGGUGGAAAUAUCUGUUAAAGAUGUGUCUUAUCAGUACAAGAGCGCGCUGCAAUAGAGGUUUCUCUCACAAGCUGCUGUCGUAAGAGGAAACAGGGUCGUGUGUUUAGAUAAGUGGGGUCCUGUCCUGCAAGCAAUUUCAAAUACAUGGCUUCCUUAGUCAACUAUGUAUUUCCUUAGACACACAUUUCUGAAAACCUGCCUGCCAGUUAGUAUCGCGUCUCGCGACGAAGCAACGCGUUGUGUCCGGUGACUCGUUACAGUUAUAAUUUUGACAAAUUAUAUAUUAACAUAUGUGAUUUUAUUUUAUACAUUUAUUUUUAUUACGUACAUAUAAAAUAUUGAAGAUAGAACACCGAAAAGAAAUUAUAUCGGUAGGCUACGCUGGAGGGAGCGCAAGAUUGUGUUGAAUGUAUUUGAGUAUUUUUCAAAAAAUAUGAGUGUGUGCAAUGCAAUUAAGGAAGCUUCCAAAGCAACCGGCUGUUCCGAACGAACCAUUUACAACAUAAGAACGGAACUGCAGCAACAUGGUACCCUAAGUACGCCUGGUAAGGUAAAAUCAAAAAGGAAAGAAACAGAAAAAUUGCCGAAAACAAACUUACGAUGGCAUUGCGCAGAGUGGGCUACGGCGGAUCGUUCACACAUUUUUGUUUACUAACAUUCCUCCCACUUUAAAUGUCAUUUUAGCAAAAGUGAAUAGUGACCAAUCACUGCCAGAUUUCUCUCUUACCACCCUGCAUAGGUUCCUUCACGACAUUGGGUUUGAGUAUUUAAGAAGAGGAAACAAGGCAGCAUUCAUAGAACGUGACGUCAUAAUUCGGUGGCUGCAUACCUACUUGAGAGAAGUAAAAAGAUUUAGGGAUUUAGGAAAACCAGUUAUCUAUACAGAUGAAUCUUGGGUAAAUGUGGGGCUCAGUGUGGAAAAGGCAUGGAAAGAUACAACAGUGAAGAGUGCUCGGCAGGCAGCCAUUGAAGGCCUUAGUUCAGGCCUUAAACCUCCUACAGGACGAGGUGCACGUUUUGCAUUAGUGCAUGCAGGUAAUGAGGACGGUUUUGUUCAAAAUUCUGCUCUUACUUUCUUGUGCAAAAAGAACACGCUGACGCUCAUGAAAUGACUGCAGAUGGGUAUGAAAAGUGGUUUGCCGAACAACUUUUGCCAAACACUCCAGAGGGAUCUGUUAUUGUUUUGGAUAAUGCGUCAUACCAUAGCAGGAUGUGUGAACCGAUUCGCGUGCAACGUUGGCGUGUGGGGGAUAUAAGAAACAGGGUGGCCACUCACCGGGAAAACCAGGAUUUAUCAGGGAAAUCACGUUGAUCGGGAAUUAUCAGGGAAUUUUUUUUAAAACCGGGAAUUUUUUGUGUCCUGUAUAUUUCCGCAGAGCUGCCAACCAUUACGGAUUUUCUGUAAUUAUUACGGAUUCAACACGGAAUUACGGAACAUCGCUGGUUUAUUACGGAAACGAGGCUUUGUGCUGCAUGGUAACGGAAAAAAAAAUUCCGUUUCUGAUGUGCGUGUUUCGUGAACGUAGUUCGAAUACAUCACGUGAUUGCGCAGAUAACGGAAUUAAUAAAUGUGCGCAUGUACUGUCGAAAUAAGUAGAUUAAUUCUUGUGAUUUGUAAUAUAAAUUGUAUGGUAUUACGUCCUUUGUACGAUACAACUAGUACAUAUUCUCUGACUUAUCGUUUGUUAGCUACUUACAUCACGAUAAUUUUUGUACGGUACUUUGGCUAACCUGUGUUGUUUUAUUUACUUUCUUGAAAGCCAUUUUUUUCAUCAAUGUGUUUUUGUCGUGUCUACAGACGUGAAACCUUUUUAUGUUGUUCAAUAGUGUUGUGUCUUCAGUACCGGUUGUAGAAAUGAAGCGUGUGACAGAAAACAAUGUGUAUCUGGGGCAAAAAAAGAGAAUGUUAUUCUUCAGAACUUUUGACCAAACUAUUCAAAAGAAUGGCCAUGCUUGUCAUUUUAAAAUGUUUCGGAACGCCACGCGUUUUGUAAUGUAUGCACGUGUGACUUUUCGAUUGCACAUGGUGGAAGGGAUGACUGUAGACGGCAUAUUGAAUCAAAGAAACAUGCAAAACAUUUUAAAGCCGUGACGAGCAAUAAAUCUAUAUCGUCGUUUUUGGCUACAUCUGAAGAAACUAAAGUAACAAACGCAGAGUUAUUGUUUACAAGUUUUCUGGUAGAACACAAUUUACCGAUAGCAGUAGCCGAUCAUUCCGGUAAUUUGUAUAGAGCUAUGUUUCCGGACUCAAAAAUUUCACAGAAAUACAGCUGUGCGAGAACAAAAACAUCUGCCUUAGUGGAGUAUAUGGCUGGUGAAACUAAAAGUGAAAUUGUUGAAUCUUUAGUAAGUGGACCAUUUGCUUUAGCUAUCGAUGGGAGUACUGAUUGUAAUGCAGUGAAGAUUUAUCCAUUAGUUUCAUUUUUAAAACACUGUACUGUUAUCACUUGUUGAGAGUACAGACAACACAUGAUAUGGUAUUUUCUCUGUGCUGAAUAAGGUAUUUGAACGUUUUGGAAUUUCUUGGAAAAAUUGUGUAGCGUUUGCAUGUGACAAUGCCAAUACUAUGAUUGGCACAAACAAAGAUGUGGUGUCAUUUGUUAAAGAAAAACAUCCCGAUAUUGUUGUGCAAGGCUGCUCAUGUCACCUCAUUUAUCUAGCUGCUAAAAAAGCCAGUGCACAGCUAACAAUUAGCAUUGAGACAUUUUUGGUUAAUAUUUUCUAUUACUUGGAAAAAAGUUCAAAAUGCCAGAAUCAUCUCAAAGUGUAUCAAGAGGUAUGUGAGGCAAAGUCACACAAAAUCUUGAAAUAUGUUAGCACACGUUGGCUCUCUCUCCUAGAUUCAGUUGACAGAGUGCUGGAACAAUGGGAGGCACUAAAGCUAUUAUUUUGUAGUGAUCCUGAAAAGAGUCUUCAACUUCACAGUAUGAAAAUGUAAAAUCUCUAAUGCAGGAUCCACUUACGAAACUUUACUGUUAUUUUCUUAGCAGUUCACUUCCUGUUUUCAACCAAGUAAAUUUAUUUCUCCAACAGGAUGCUCCUGUGAUACAUGUAUUGCGGAGAAAACAUUUUGGUUUAUUGACAAUUUGCUUGUUUGCUUUAUCAUUAUCAUCAUUAUCAUUUAUCAUUAUCAUAAAUGAAAACUGUAGUGUGCAUUUGAAAUUGCUGCAAUUUGUAACAAGAUAUGCUAGUGUGUAUUUAAUUAAUUUUUAUUUGUUAUUUGUGAAGAGCCAUAAAACAAAACACAGACUGCAGGUCAUUGAAAGGGAUGCUAUAAUGUAAAGUGACAUUUAAAAUGUAUUAUGUUAUUUAACUAACUUCCGUAUGUAUAUAAUGAAGAAAAUACAGCAGGGUGCUAAAAUGUGAGUAAUCUCUUUCUAUAAUAUUAUAUUAUUUCAUCAAAAGUAUGUUUUUUUUUUUUGUAAUUGUAAAUAUCAGGGAAAUUUUGAAUUUUUAAUCAGGGAAAUCAGGGAAAAAUCAGGGAAUAUUUUUGGUGACUGUGAAUGGCCACCAUGAGAAAGUGGCUCACGGAGAAAAGCAUUCCUUAUGAUGUCAGUAUGAUUAAGCGGGAAUUGCUACACAUAGUAGGACGAGAAAGGCACAAGUACAAGAAAUACAAACUUGAAGAAAUAGCCAAAUGCGUAGGUCAAACUGUACUUUGCUUGCUCCUGUAUCAUCGCGAGCUAAACCCUAUUGAAAUGGUAUGGGCCCAAGUGAAAUCGUUCGUAAGACUGCAUAACACAACUUUCAAGGCACAUGAUAUGGAGUCCUUAAUAACAAAGUAUCAAAUGAAAACUGGAAAAAUUAUGUACAAACUGUGAAAAACAUGGAAGAAGAGCUGUGGAGAGCUGACGAACUUCAAGAUGACGAGGAAAUAUUUUUGAUAAGUUUAGCCUCGUCCAAUUAAUCCCAGUCAUCUCCAUCGCCCCACCCCAUUCUUCUGGUCAGCUCUGUGCUACUCUUAUGGAAGGGGUAACAACAUUGGUCAGCGGUAGCGAUAGUGAUUAAAAGGUAUGUGAUGUUAUUAAUAUCUUAAUCAAGUUAACAUUACAUUUAUCGUAUAAAUUCCUAUGAACUAAAUGUGUGUGAACAGAUUCUUGUUGUAAGUUAAAGUUAAAAAAAAUUUCCUUAUCGGCACAGCCUAAAGGCGCAGGAAGAUUUUGAUGAUUAAAUUUCUUUACAUUAGAAAAAAAGGGAUUUUUAUAUGCUUAAACCCAUAUUUUUUCCUUCCCUUUGCAGUAAUGGUUGCUACAAAAAUAUUUUAAUUGAAUCAUGAACAUAAUAUGUAAAAUGUAUGAAAUAAAUAUGAUAGAUCAUGGUACAAAAUUUUGAAUUAUUUUUCUAUCCUUCUCAACACCAAGCAUCUUAUCAAACAUUGUUUUAGACAAAGUUUUGGAAAAUAAUUAUGAUAUUUACAAACAAUUUAAACAGAUUUGAUAAGGUGUCUACUAAGGCAGUCAUGUUUUUUUUUUGUCUGGUGAAAAUUUUUUUCAAACUCGUGCAAUUAUGGCUGGUCGUAUCAAAAAUUUAUUUAGAAAACAUUUUUUGGCAUUAGGUACUCAGAGUUAUCAUACGUUAAAACGGAUGUGAUAUUAUUCAUAUUAUGGGAGUUAUUGCGAUUUUUCUGUUUUUCAAAAAAUCUUCCCCAUUUCGACCCAAUUGUUCAGAUUUUUACCAUAACUUACUCGACCGAGAAUUUCCAUUACCGUAUUUUAUUUAUCAUUUUAGACAUGACUUGUCCAAAAAUACGGCAUUUAUCGGGCCCAUGAAAAUGUGAUAUAUAUUGAGGGCUACUCUGCUGUGGAUCCCGACAGUCUCUGAUGGAACUGGGCGCCACCACGUGUAAGGGCACGUGGACCCCGGCUAAACCUCUCUCUCAGGGUGUGACGUGACCCGAGCGAGGCGAGUUACCAGCCCUAUUUCUGUUGCUUGGAGUAUUGACUGACCCUGCCUAGCCCGAUCUUAAGGCGCCGGGUACGCCUCACACCUAGCUAUAGUAAGGAAGUACCACGUGGUCAGUAAAGAAUACUCACAGUACUAGAUUUUAUGCCUUUUAUUCCUUCCGCCCGAUCUCACAUACAUGAUUACGUUACACUGUUAAAAUGCCGAGGCACGGACCAGAUUAGAUGAAGUUAGCUCACUCUCGUGGCUACACACAAAGUCUCUACGUAGGAAGAUUAGUGAAAGCCUCUAAGCGAGAAAUACGAUUAGUUAAACAGCCCGCCGGUUGAGAGACGCCCCGGGGAUAAAAUGAAAAGGUUUUUGGAGAUUACUUUACAUGCCAGAAUUACUCGAUCAAAGUUUAGCAAGA
Molecule: messenger RNA, 37834 nt
Organism: Bacillus rossius redtenbacheri
Lineage: Eukaryota; Metazoa; Arthropoda; Insecta; Phasmatodea; Bacillidae
Exons: 11
Coding region: 9054-11981 (975 amino acids)
Molecular function (GO): zinc ion binding; nucleic acid binding
Source: RefSeq, a predicted model, not a curated record